Ahaetulla prasina is the source of this 1570-nucleotide messenger RNA. It is a transcript of the gene IL10RB, whose product is annotated as interleukin 10 receptor subunit beta. Gene Ontology annotation, molecular function: interleukin-10 receptor activity; protein binding. NCBI's taxonomy places the organism in Eukaryota, Metazoa, Chordata, Lepidosauria, Squamata, Colubridae. The record is from RefSeq and is a predicted model, not a curated record. The coding region runs from base 250 to 1218 and encodes 322 amino acids. The transcript has 7 exons.
ACAAAGCAGUGUGGUAGGAAAAGUGCGGUGAGUUCCGGGUAAUGAGCGAAACAAGGCGCAACAGAGCGAAGGCAGACAGCGAAAGCGUCCCAGAGUGACGGGGCGUUGCCAAGAAGUGGGAGCCCCAGCCUGUUCCUGAGGAAUUCACCACGGGGACUCGACGGGGCCGCGUGCACGUCGCGUAGAGGACUCCUUAUUCCGACGGGGACGAAGCAUAGGCAGGACGGCGAUCGGCUAUGGUAGCCGAGAAUGGUCCGGACGAGAAGCUGGUGGUGUCUAAUUUGCGGCUGCUUCUUCUGGCCAAUACAUGCAAUUAUCCAAGAGCCUCAAAACGUACGAUUAAAUUCAAUUAUGCUUAAUAGUGUUCUCCUGUGGGAUCCAUCAAAUUUUUCAGAAGGAAAUGUAACUUACACAGUUCAAUAUAAAAGUAGUUUGAAGUCAAGUUUCACUGACUUGUGCCGAAGAAUAUACUUCACAGAGUGCAAUAUUUCAAAUACACCUAAAUACAGUCUUUCUAAUUUAAGAAUUAGAGCUGAAUUUGAGAAUAAACAAUCGCAUUGGAUAUAUUUUAACUUCACACCAUUCAAGGACACAAUCAUUAUACCUCCUAUUGUACAAAUUACACCCACAAAACCUGGAAUCUUGGAUGUUUACCUCCAAAGCCCUCCUGUUAUACUUAAUAAUAUCACAUAUUCCUUGAAGAAUUUUUAUGGUUCGAUAGUUUACAAGAUAAAAAUUUGGAAGAAUGCUAGUGAACAGGUUAUCGAUGUGACUACACCACACACUUUAUAUGUAAUAUCUGGCCUAGAUACUGGAAUAACAUAUUGUCUUAAGGCUCAAAUAUUUAUUGAAGAAUUGAAUAAAUCUGGAGAGUGGAGUAAAGCCACUUGUACCCAAACAAUUAAUAGUAAUAAUAUAGUAGGGACAGAUCAAGUAACAGUGACGGUUAUUUUCCUAACAGUAUUGGCAUUCAUUUUUUUCUGCGGUUGUAUGAUUGGUUGUAUUUAUCACUGGAUUAAAUAUAGCUUUUUCCCUUCAUAUUCUUUGCCACAACAUUUCAUUCAGUUUUUAAGCCACCCUUAUCAUAGUUCACAAUUUCUUGAAUCCCAGUCACAGGGAGAGGAUCAUAACUAUGAUACACUUACUGUUCUUUCAGAGAAGUCAAAACUGUGUAAUAGUGAAUCGGAAAAUAAAACGAACAACAUGAAACAGCUGUAAAGAUCUCAAGAAGACACCAUUAGACCUAAAGAAAUUUCAAGUUGUACAACUUUGCUUCAUAUUUGAAACUUGGGAAUAAUAUACUGUACUUUAAGGAACUUAUUGGAAUUUACAAAAUGACACUUAACACUUUGCACAUUAUCAAGUCAUUAAUAGUGGAGUUUUUUUACUUGUUAAAAAUUUUGUAAGAUUUUCUAUUUUUGAAAUUUAUUUAUACUAAAGCCUUAAUUUUAGAAUAAAAUGUAAUAAGUAAAGUUAUGAAAAUAGUAUAGCAUUUAAAAUAUUCUGAAUAUAUUUUAUUCAGUAGUAUUUGCUUUAUUAUUUUGAAGAGCAUUUAAUAAAAAUAAAAGUA